Messenger RNA from Siniperca chuatsi (mandarin fish), 2154 nucleotides. RefSeq names its product tripartite motif containing 13 (gene trim13). The transcript has 2 exons. Bases 578 to 1813 code for a protein of 411 amino acids. Gene Ontology annotation, molecular function: zinc ion binding. Lineage: Eukaryota; Metazoa; Chordata; Actinopteri; Centrarchiformes; Sinipercidae. Gene Ontology annotation, biological process: innate immune response; positive regulation of canonical NF-kappaB signal transduction; positive regulation of macroautophagy. The record is from RefSeq and is a predicted model, not a curated record.
GCCGAUAAAAUGCUGCUGAUGGAUAGUUAGUCUCAUAUAGUCAGUCUUCCACAGUCUCUGCUCGCUCGCGGUGCCAAAAUAAUGUGCCACUUGUCUGCUAAGUGCGACAUAGCAUUGAAGUUUACUUUUUAUAUCAGCUGAUGCAGCUGGACGCCUUCACGUGUACCUUCUGUCGUGUUAACUGUUUACAGAUGGAUAUAUUGACAAAUACCCACACAAGCUACUGAAGUGGGGCAGUAUAAAACCCUGUGAUGCCAAACUGGGACUAAACCCUAGUUGACAGUUUUUCACGCUGUAAUGUUUUGCAUAGCAACAGCCCCUCCCCCAUCCGACUGUCAGGGAUCAUCUGCAAGUUACCAAGAAGAGACAAAAACGUAAACAUCCCAAUGCUCAGAUUUAAGCUGCCAAAAAAAAAACUCGAAAUACCAGUAGCUUUCGUGUUGGUGGCGUUAUAGUACACACCCUGAUUUACGUGUGCGCAAAUACAGACGAAUCAGUGUAUUUUAAUUUUCUGUGCGCCACUGAAGUGGUUAACUCUAUACCCGGAAAGGGCGAAGUCUGCACAGCAACAAGCGCCAUGAUUGCGUUGCACUGUGCGUCUCAGCAGCUGGACACCAUGGAGCAGCUAGAAGAGGAACUUACAUGCCCAAUCUGCUGCGGUCUUUUCGAGGACCCGCGGGUUUUGCUGUGCUCACACAGCUUUUGCAAGAAAUGCUUGGAGGGACUCUUGGAGGGGAACCGAGGUCCAGCUUUCAGAACACCUUUCAAAUGCCCCACAUGUCGCAAAGAGACUCCUCACAACGGCGCAAACAGUCUACAGAUCAACUACUCUCUACGCGGAAUAGUGGAGAAGUACAGCAAAAUAAGGGUUAUGCCUAAAAUGUCUGUUUGUAAACAACACAGCGGUCAGCCUCUAAACAUAUUUUGCGCCACGGACUUAAAACUCAUUUGUGGGUUUUGCGCAACAACAGAUGACCACAAAGGGCAUACAUUCUGCUCCUUGGAGGAGGCAUAUGAACGAGAGAAGGGGGCGUUUGAAGAGCUGCUUCACGGGGUGCAGAGCUGGCAGAGCGCAGAUAUCCUGUCCUGCCUGGAGACACUACAAGCCAGUAAGAAAAAGGCGCUUCAGUCGGUGACCAAGGACGCCGAAAAGGUAACAGACUAUUUCGACAAACUCAUCAGUUCCAUUGAAUGCAAAAAGAACGAGAUCCUCUCCGAUUUCGAAACACUAAAGCUGGUGGUGAUGCAAGCAUACGAUCCGGAGAUCACCAAACUGAGUGCAGCGAUGGAGGAGCAGAGACGGGCGCUCAGCAUCGCUGAGUCUUUCAGGAGCGUCACCGACCCCCUGUGCUUUCUGCAGCAGAUGCAGGAGUUUCGGGAGAAGUUUAGGGUCCUUAAGGAGACUCCACUGCCCUCUCGGAGCGACAUGGACGUCGGUCCCCUUGUGCGCAAUUUCGAUGUUAAAAAGUGGGACUCACUGCGGCUCAGAGAAGUGGACAAGAUCUCAGUCCCCCACGAUAGUGGCUCCUACCGAGCGGGGGGCUCACGGAUGGCAGCGCCCAUAUGGAUCACCUUAUUUAUGAGUGUGUUACUGUCAACACUGCUCCUGCUGCAGCCGCACAACCCUGCAGCCUACGUGCCAUUGCAGAUUGAACCAUUUCUCGCUACAGUUUCCUCGCACCUUACCCAUACUGGUGUGUACCUACAGGAAAUGACUGACAAGUACACGAGUUUAAUGGGUGCAGGUCAGGAAUGUAUCAUGAACUUAAUUGACUCUGCAGUCAAUUUUAUUGGCAGUUGUAAGUUGUUUUAAUUACUAGCCUGUGGCAUCUCUGCCAUGUAUUCACAGCUACAAAUAGUUAUCCAAGUGACCUCUGAGGUGCAUUAAACUAGUGACAGAUAUGCACCAGAAUAUAUGAAAACACUUGUUUACCUGAUUGUUUACCAUGUCUUUCGUUUUUGCCUUUUUGCCUACGAUCAAACCCCAUGAAGCUAUAGAAUCAAUCUUUAAUCCACAGAGGUUGUAGCCUACAUUUACAUCAGAUAGAUGCUAACCUAUAUUUCUUUCCACGAAUGUGCCAUCUAUUUUCUCUUAUGACAAAUUUAUACUUGUCCAAGACGAUCUUGAUAAAUAAAACUGAGAAAUUUAAGUCA